Molecule: messenger RNA, 5499 nt
Organism: Coregonus clupeaformis (lake whitefish)
Lineage: Eukaryota; Metazoa; Chordata; Actinopteri; Salmoniformes; Salmonidae
Product: helicase ARIP4-like
Exons: 22
Coding region: 163-4773 (1536 amino acids)
Cellular component (GO): nucleus
Molecular function (GO): ATP binding; ATP hydrolysis activity; ATP-dependent chromatin remodeler activity
Source: RefSeq, a predicted model, not a curated record
CUUGAAGAAACCGUGAGGGGAAAUUAAAAGAAAUACAGUUAGUAAAAAAAAAAAUAUGUAUUAAUCAUAAACAUAUCAUCAAUUCGAUUUCCUAAGGGAAUGCAAAACGUACCCCCAGUGAAUAUGUGUGUAGGUAAUGCUCUCUGAGCCCUGUGGGACGCCAUGUCUGAAGAGGCGAUCUCAGGAAGCGACCUGGACCCCAGUGUUAACAGCGAAGACGAGGAUCUGGAAGAGGAAGACGAGGAGAUUGAGGAUGAAGAUGAGGGUGACAAUGAUGGGGAUGAUGAAGAUGAUGCAGUUGAGCGGCCAGAGAGCGGCCAGGGCAGUACAGAGAUGGAGACCCAGGGAGGGAGGGACUACCCCUCAGCUACCUCACCUUCGGAAGAGACUCCCUCUGAUCCCCCGUCUCAGCCAACCUCCCAGCCCCCCUCCAGGCCUUCCUCCCGGCCCAACUCUAGGCCUGAGUCUCGCUCCCAGCCCCCGUCUGGCCCCAGUUCCCAGCCUCCUUCCUGCCCUGAGAGCCCCAGCCAGGACAAGCCCUCUGUGAGCAAAAAGAAGAAACCGAGGGCCUCAAAAUCCCAGGCCCCUUUGUCCCAUCCUGAGACCCCCAGCAAGGACAAGUCCUCAGUUGGAAAAAAUAAGAAACAGAGGACCUCUAAGUCUAAGGAGCCUGCUAAACCCUCUAAGACAGCACACAUGAGGAAGAACAUCAGGAAGCUGCUGAAGGAGCACCAGAUGGAGGCAGUGACCAAAGCAGCCCAGCAGGAGGAGUUAGAGAGGCUGAGGCGUCUGGAGCAGCAGAGGAAGGACUUCACGGCACCACCCGUCCAAGAGUUUCCUCCACCAGUGGAAGCGGUGUCAGGGAGGCCUGGAGACGAGGCGUUUCAGGGCCAGGGGUUGUUAGAGGCUGCUUUCCUAGCCAGGCAGGACGUAAUCUGUCUGGACAGCAGCGACAGCAGUGGAGAGGAGGAGGAGGAGGAGGAGGAGGACGCCAAGCCACCAGCUAUCCCCACUAUCCCGCCCACUAUCAGAGACGACGUGAUCGAGCUGAGCUCGGGGGACGACGACACACUGCCGAUCAGCAGCGACUCGGCCAAUGAUGAUGAAAGUGCGGGGGCCACGGAGGAGAGCAGCGGGGCGCACAUCAACGACUCACUCAACCAACCAGACGCCCAGGGGAGGGUCCUGGUCAACAUCAACCACCCAGCGGAGGAGGAAGACCUUUACCUCGCCCCGCAGCUGGCCCGCGCAGUCAAACCUCACCAGGUUGGUGGGAUCCGGUUCCUCUAUGACAACCUGGUGGAGUCUCUGGAGCGCUACAAGGGCAGCAGCGGGUUUGGCUGUAUCCUGGCCCACAGCAUGGGCCUGGGUAAGACCCUGCAGGUCAUCUCCUUCAUAGACAUCCUGCUCCGACACACCGGGGCCCACACUGUACUGGCCAUCGUCCCUGUGAACACCCUCCAGAACUGGUUGGCAGAGUUUAACCUGUGGCUCCCGUCCCAAGAGGCCCUGCCCCCAGAUAGUGACCCUGCCACGGUCACAGGACGCACCUUCAGAGUCCACAUCCUCAACGACGAGCACAAAACCACGGUGGCCCGGGCUAAGGUAGUGGAGGACUGGUCACGUGACGGGGGUGUGCUCCUGAUGGGGUAUGAGAUGUACCGCCUGCUGUCCCUGAAGAAGAGCUUUGUGACUGGCAGGAAGAGGAAGUCCAAGAAGCCCCAGGGACCUGUCAUCAUCGACCUGGACGAAGAGGACAGGCAGCAGGAGCUCAUGAAAGGUAUCGAGAAGGCCCUGGCCAGGCCCGGUCCAGACGUGGUGAUCUGUGACGAGGGCCACCGCAUCAAAAACUACCACGCCAGCACCUCGCAGGCCCUGAAGAACAUCCGCUCCAGGCGACGCGUGGUCCUAACGGGCUACCCCCUGCAGAACAACCUGAUAGAGUACUGGUGCAUGGUGGACUUUGUCAGGCCGGACUUCCUGGGCACCAGGCAGGAGUUCAGUAACAUGUUCGAGAGGCCCAUUCUGAACGGGCAGUGUGUGGACAGCACGCCGCAGGACGCCAGGUUGAUGAGAUACAGAAGCCACGUGCUGCAUAGCCUGCUGGAGGGUUUCGUCCAGAGGCGAGGCCACGACGUGCUGCGGGACCAGCUCCCCUCCAAGGACGAGCAUGUGAUCAUGGUGCGCCUGUCGCCCCUGCAGAGGGCCCUUUACACUGAGUUUAUGAACCGCUUCAGAGAGGCAGGCAACAGCGGCUGGCUGGGCCUCAACCCACUCAAGGCUUUCUGCGUCUGCUGCAAGAUCUGGAACCACCCUGACGUGCUCUAUGAGACCCUUCAGAAGGAGAACCUGGCCAACGAGCAGGAUUUGGACCUGGAUGACAUCACGGCGGCCACCAACCCCCGCUGCCCUGCCCCUGGCGCCGGCCUGAAGGCCAACAGCCGGUCCAACGUCACCCUACCCUCACUCAACCCCAUCCAGGAGAGAGCCAAUCAGGUCAUCACCUACGAAUGGGCCAAGGACAUCAUGAGCAGCUACCAGACUGGUGUUCUGGAGAACUCAGCCAAGAUGCUGCUGCUCUUCCAUCUGAUCGAUGAGAGCGUGAUCAGAGGAGACAAGAUCCUGGUCUUCAGCCAGAGCUUGUCCACCCUGACCGUCAUUGAAGACUUCCUGACCAGACGGCUAAUGCCAGCAGGCCAUGUCUCCCCCGACAACCAUGGCCAGAACCAGACCUGGGUCCGCAACAUCAACUACUACAGGUUGGAUGGGAGUACGUCUGCUUCGGAGCGAGAGAGACUCAUCAACCAGUUCAACGACCCAGAGAACACCUCCACAUGGGUCUUCCUCUUGUCAACAAGGGCGGGCUGCUUGGGGGUGAACCUGAUCGGGGCCAACCGGGUGGUGGUGUUUGACGCGUCGUGGAACCCGUGUCACGACGCCCAGGCGGUGUGUCGGGUGUACCGCUACGGCCAGAAGAAGCCAUGCCACAUCUACCGCCUGGUCUGUGACUUCACCCUGGAGAAGAAGAUCUAUGACCGACAGGUCUCCAAGCAGGGCAUGUCUGACCGCGUGGUUGAUGAUCUGAACCCGGUUCUGACGUUCACCCGCAAGGAGGUGGAGUCUCUGCUGCACUUUGCGGAGGAGGAGCCUGACCCGGCCAAAGCCCCUCUGCAGCCCCACAAAGAGAUGGAGACGGUCAUCAGCCAGGCCUGUCAGCUCUACCCCCACCUCAUCACUAAGGAACCCUUCCACCAUGAGUCUCUGCUGGUGGACCGGAAAGAGUCCAAGCUCACUAAAGCGGAGAAGAGAGCCGCUAAGAAGAGCUAUGAGGAUGAGAAGCGUGCCUCCGUGCCCUACUCUCGCCCCUCCUACGCCCACUACUACCCAACCAGUGACCAGACCCUCACCAACAUCCCAGCCUUUAACCAGCGCAACUGGCGUCCCAUAGCUCGGGGUGAUGAGAAGCCCGUGGCCAGCGUCCGGCCCGUCCAGUCCACCCCCAUUCCCAUGAUGCCUCGCAUGGCGGGCAUGGGCGUGGCGGGCUCCAGCUCAGGGGUCAGCUUCCCCGUCAACUACCUGCAGAAGGCUGGCGUCUACGUCCAGAGGAUCGUCACUACUACUGAUAUAGUGAUCCCAGGAGCCAACAGCACCACUGAUGUCCAGGCCCGUAUCGGUGCAGGAGAGAGCAUCCACAUGAUCAAAGGGUCCAAAGGUACCUACAUCAAGACCAAUGAUGGGAGGAUUUUUGCCAUCCGCUCAGGGAAGCUCAGCAGAGCAGUGCAGGGAGGAACUUCUACCAACAGAGGUUCCCAGGUUUCCCUUCUUCGCGCCAUCGGUAACGGCUGUUCGUCUCCCGCGGAGCGCCAACGGCUGACCCCCGAUAGCGCCUUGUGGCCCUCCACCCCCGAGAGCCCUGAGAUCCUCCGAGAGCUCAGCCGCUACGCCGUCACCGCAGAUACCAUUGCCGUGGGCAAUGAGCUGCCGUCACCAUCGGACACGUUUACAGGGGACAGAGGGGGAGGGAGCAGAACACAGCAGCACAAUCAGACCACAGAAUCGGACCUCAGCCGGCAGUUCAGAGCGGACAUCGGAAUGAGCAUCAGCGAGGCUCUGCAACGCUCCAAACGCAAGAUGGCCGAGAGCCGUGGACACAAGCAGGCGGGGGGCAAACGCAGCUCAUCAGCAGCCGGGUUCCCGGGCCUCUCCCUGGGCAGCAGCGGCCUCAGCUUCCCCCCCCUGAACCAGGCCCUGGAGGGACACAUGAGCCACCCGCUGCUGAUGGGAGGCAGUUCCUCGUCCCCCUUCCUCCAGUCAGCAGGACAGACUCUGGGAGACCUGCAGGCCAUGUUCCCCUCGGCAGGGGCAGAUCUCCUCAGCCACGCCUCCUCAGCCACAGGAAGCAACGGACACCUCCCCUCCUCCUCCUUGUCCCCCACCUCUUUCUCCUCCUCCUCCACCAACACCAUGCCCGUGUCCUCUGCCUCCACCACCCUACCCCCCUACCUGAUGAAUCCCAGUGUGGCCGACCUGCUGUCCCCAGGCUUCCCUCUGAACUACAGUCAGUCCCUGCUGCCUGAUCCCAGGAUGUACCCCAACACCCUGGGAGGAGGCCCAGCCAGCUCUGGAGGAAGCUCCAGCUUCCUCUCCCACUUCCCCUCUUCCCCCUCCAGCCUCCUGGGUGCAGCUCUGAGCCGGCCUGACACCCAUCACAUGGCCACGGAGAACGGUGGCAGCAGCUCGGACGAUGAUGUCAUCGAGGUGACAGGACAAUGAGCCAGCAUUCAUUAACCCUGAGGUGGAUAAGUUGAAAAAACAGACCUAACCCUCUUAACCACCCUCCACACACACACAAACACGCACACAGACUCUCCUAUGAGCGAGUGAGUGAGAGGGAACGAGUCGUACCUCAAUGUACUUACCAAGAGAAAGUAACAAAAUCCUUAUGCUGAAUAUCUUACUGAAGAGACUGAAGAUUUGCCCGAGCCCCUGAGGUUGGUGAGGCUGAGCACCAGAGACCACAGAUGGGAAUGGAUGGACUUGUUGUUGUAGGGGACCAGUUGGAUACACAUGGGGCUUCCAAGCACUGCCUCUCCUGCUAUAUCUUCUAGCAUGGCCCAGCCAUGCAGUUAUUUUAUCCCCAUCAUGAUUACUGAGGCCAGUCAGGACACUAUCUGCUCGGAGCUCACAUCAGAUGGAACUAUGUGAUCGUCUGUUGGACCGUUAGCAUUCGAAAUGUAAAAAGGUGAUUUUAGAGUCGUUAGCUGUUUGAUAGACAUUGUAGUAAACCCUGUUGGAAAGGAAGAGAAGACAAUAUACACUCCCCUACAAAUUUAUUUGGACAGUGAAGCUAACAUUUUAAAUGUGGCUCUAUACUCCAGCAUUUUGGAUUUGAGAUCACAUUUUUCAUAUGAGGCAACAGUACAAAAUAUCACCUUUUAUUUGAGGGUAUUUUCAAACAGUGAAGGAAAAAAGUAUUUGAUCCCCUGCUGAUUUUGUACG